CGACAGGAGAGCGCAUGAGCAACAACACAUGCUACCAGCAGGAGCGCACAUCAUAGAGCACGAAGUUUGACCAACCCUGUCUCUUCUAACAAUAACGACGUGUUGUCACCCCUCAAGAACUCAGGUUGUGUUUUAAGGGGAGGAAGCAGUGAAGUGGAGGAGAAGCAGUUAGUCUUGGGUUACAGACCUGGAUUAAUGCUUGGCUUAGGACACCAGAGGAAACCAACUCUUCUCUCAGAGGAUCCUUUUCUUCAACACAGUAAUACCCUACCGAGGACUCAGGACAGUUGACUGUUAACAUCAGUGACUGUUCAAACCCAUUCCCAUUCACAGACAGACGGACAUCUUUCACCACGUAUUUAAUCCUAAAAGUACACACUAUAUAGGGAGACCGCAGGGUGUUAGACCCACACUGGGCUAUAGACAUAGCUCUGCUUUUCAAACCCACUAACUGCCCCUUCCCUAGAGAAAAGGCUUACUUAGCAUCUAAUGCUGUGCGUUGCUUUCACAUUCAGCAUCAUUGAUCCACUGAUCCCCACUCUGAUCUGAUUAGCCUUUUAGCCUCUCAUAUUGUUUACGCAAAUAUAUACACACACACAGGCGCAUGCUGCAGUCAUGCUGUCAGCUCGUUUACACAUCUACGUCUCGCCUGGCUGUGAUUAGCAUCCACUACAGACAACACCUGGCUAUAUCGCAUCUGUACACAAUUAGCUCCCAUUGAGGAACCUGGGUAGUACUACUAGUACAGUACGCUGUUGCCCUGUGCUGUACUGCUGUGUUUAUCCACACUGGCAGGUGCCUGUGUCAUGUCCGGUCUGUCAAGGUGGAUGUCUGUGUGAGAGAGUGGAUACGACAGGGCUCUGAUAAACACAUGUUCUGUAGUCAUCUACUACUGCCUAUGGGUCGGUCACUGUGAGCAGAAGAGGUACUGGUACUGAUCAUACUGUCUGUCUAUCACCCUGUCAGAAGGGAUCAAGAUCAAAUCUCUCUUGAAGAAGACACUUCAUCAAAAAAAGACUAACCUGGAUUAACAAAGCCUGAAUAGAACAUAUCACUGUCCAUCCGUCCCUCCGUACCCCUGUGGCCCACUACCCCCACCAUCCAAUUUGUGUGCCAUUUCAGCCACCGGACCCCUUGGAGGAUGAAUGAUGUCCCCACUCUGGACUAUGAGCUGCUGCUGUCCCCUGGGCCCUCCCUCCCUGGGGCCCCCAGCAGUCCUCCUCUGGUGGGGGGUGACGCAGAGCAGAGGACGGCCUUUGCCUUCGUGGGGCUCCUCAUGCUCUUCCUUGUCUUCCUGCUGGUGCGCUGCUUCCGCAUCCUGCUGGACCCCUACAGCCGCAUGCCAUCCUCCUCCUGGACCGAACACAAAGAGGGUGCAGAGAGGGGGCAGUUUGACUACGCCCUGGUCUAGACCUGGGUCGUGUUCAUUAGGGA
Molecule: messenger RNA, 1434 nt
Organism: Oncorhynchus mykiss (rainbow trout)
Lineage: Eukaryota; Metazoa; Chordata; Actinopteri; Salmoniformes; Salmonidae
Source: RefSeq, a predicted model, not a curated record